Messenger RNA from Lolium perenne, 609 nucleotides. RefSeq lists its product as uncharacterized. Lineage: Eukaryota; Viridiplantae; Streptophyta; Magnoliopsida; Poales; Poaceae. Gene Ontology annotation, molecular function: protein binding. The record is from RefSeq and is a predicted model, not a curated record.
AUGGCGUCGACGCCUCAAGCCCAGCCGACGACACUCCUCACCCUAGCAGAUGAGCUCCUCGAGGAAAUCUUCCUCCACCUCCCCGCCGCCGCUAACCUCGCCCGUACCUCCAUGGCCCGCGCCUCCUUCCGCCGCCUCAUCACCGACCACCGCUUCCUCCGCCGCUUCCACGUCGGCCACCCGCCGCCUCUCCUAGGCGUCGUUUCUGCCCACUUCGAUUUGAACCGGCCGCCGUGUCUAUCCAAGCCGCCGCACCCCUCCGCCGCCGCCGCGAGCACCUUCGUCGGCUCUCACGCCGCCGACUUCAAGUGCUCCUUCCUCUCCUCCCCAAGGCGCUGGUAUAGGCGUGAAUUGCGGGACAGCCGCGUCCUCCUCUCGGGCAUUCCAGACGGGGGCACAUUCAGUGCCCGCGCCUUGGUCAGGGAAUUGGCUGUCUGCGACCCGCUGUACCGGCGCUAUGCCCUGCUACCUGCCAUCCCCGACGACCUAGCCGCCUUCGUGCAGCCGCUGCGUUUCGAGCCCUUCCUGGUCCAAUGGGUUGCUCCCCCUGCUCCUGGUCUUGUUGCUCCUCCAGUGCAUGUACUUGUUCCCUUUGUACUUGUCUUCUAG